Molecule: messenger RNA, 2449 nt
Organism: Acanthaster planci (crown-of-thorns starfish)
Lineage: Eukaryota; Metazoa; Echinodermata; Asteroidea; Valvatida; Acanthasteridae
Source: RefSeq, a predicted model, not a curated record
GGCGACAGUCAUCCUCGUACACUUUGAUCAAACUUACAUGAGUGCACUUGCUGUGUGCGUAAUAAGUGUGUACGUGUGAUAUCCGCUCUCGUCACAAAUCAAGUUUCGUUUUUGUUGGUGGGGAUACAACAGCAGUACAACAGCUCCACACUGGGUGCUUGUGCAGUUAUCAACUUUUGUGGUUGGUGAGGAGGUGUUGGUGAUUUGGAAUUACAGUCAUGGAGUGUCUCCGUGGAUUUCAUGUCUUGCUGUUCUGUACUGCAUUUUUUAUUGUUUCCUCAGCACCUGUUGGAGAACCAGAGGCAAAACUAUCAAAACGGCAUGACUUAACCAGUGAUAAGGAGGAGCUUUUAGAAAAGAUCAAAGACCUGGAGAAUGAACUGCAAGGUCGAAGGUCAAGUCAAGUGCCAGGAGAUGAUAGCCCUGUGUGGGCAGCGGAGCAUCGAAAGAAGGAAGUAGGAGGGAUGUCGACCAGAGAAUGGAACCUUGAAGAGUCACUGCUUAAAAGGGGUUCCAAAUCAGAAGUCGACAAGGAUGAUGAAGAUUCCAGCAAGGAGGCACUGAAACGCUUCUUGGACAGAGAGUUUGAAAGUGGCAAAUUUGUGGAUCAUCCAUUCAGUAAUGGCAAGCAGGGGCAAACACCAGGUGAUGCAGCUAACAAGUUUGACAAAGACGACUUGAUGGCCAUGCUGGAUGAUGUCAGCAUCGACGACCUGAAAAAAUUACUGAGCACCUUCGAACAACACAAAAGAGAUUAUGAUUCAGGAGAUCAAGACGAUGAUGGUGAAGAUGACAACAGUGGUGACAAAAAGGAAGGUCAGGUUGGUGAUGGGGAGACUGAAGAUGGUGAUGAUGAUGGCAAUGAAAGUGGUGAAGUGGAGGGCUUUCUACAAGGCAUCAGUGUGGAGGAAUUGAAGGAGCUUAUUGAAAUAAUUCAACAGAAGAAACAAGAUGGAGAGUUAACAGCAGAGGAUAUGGGUAAGGUAGUGUAUUACCUUAUGACUCAUCUAACCACUGAGGAUCUGCAGGUCAUGUUGGAUGCAUUGAGAGCCAAGAACCAAGAAGAAGAUGAAGGCGACGAAAUGACAGAUGAAGAAUUGGGACAGGCUAUUAAAGAUCUUGUCAGCCACAUCAGUACUGAUCAACUGAAAAGAAUUCUGCUUGCCAUCAGGGCCAGAAAGCAAGAAUUAGAUGCAAGCUCAGAAGAACCAACGGAGUCAGUCAGUAGUGAAGAUGGACUCAGUGACAGAGAACUUAAGCCACAUCUGAGUGAGGAAGAAGUCAUGCAGGCCUUGAUGAAUUUCCUUGCUGGACUGAGUGACGAAGAUUUACAGAACACCAUCCUGGCUGUCAAGAGGAAGAAAACGGCAAUGAAGCACGCUGUAGGUGAUGUAGCAGGAGAGUACCUACAAGGAGACAAGGAUGAAGAUGACGACGAUGACGAUGAUGACACCAGUGAUGAUCUGGGACCCUGUGCUGAAGAGAAACAAGACAUCUUGGACAAAAUUGAGGACGCCAGACUGGCCAACAAACAUAGUGUGGUUGGAGAGGUGCCAAACUGUGAUGGGAAUGGUUUCUAUGCACCCAAACAGUGUUCAGGAUCUAUAUGCUAUUGUGUGGACAAACAUGGAACAGUUACAAAGGGAGAAGCAACGCUUUGGGAGGCUGCAUCAUUGGUAUGCAGUCAAGAGAAUGAUAAUCCAGCAGAUACAAGCAGUGAUGAGUCUGAUGAUUCUGAAAAGGAGUCGUCCUCAUUAGACUCCACUGAUGAGGAAGAUGAUGAUGACAAUGGUGACGAAGAAGCAGAUGAUGAAGAGGAGGCAAAGUUGGAACAGGUAGAGCGAGACCUCCUCGACAUGCUGAAGGAACAAAAACGCCACCAAAUGACCAAGAAUGAGGGACUUAACAUGUGAAAAUGAUUACCACAUUGUGGGCACCUUGCAUAAACCAGUGCAUUUAGCUAUAUAGUUCAUUGCUGUAUAGUGACCCAAACCACAGGUGAUCAGUUUUCUGGCUGAUCACAUUUUUUGUAUAUUUUGCAGUUUGUUUAAACACGAGAAUGUUAGCAUACCAUUUUUUUGGCAGUAUAUUAUGGUGACAUGCUUUGAAUCUAAUACAAAAUUAAAUCUUUGUAUGCAUCACAAUAAGGUGAUUAAAAUUAAUGUCAGGAGCAACGUACAACAAAAAAAGCAUUUUGCUGAGCGAAGCCAAGUAGUUUUGGUUUUCAAAAAUUACUGACAAUGUGCAUAGUUUAAUACCUGCAGUGCACCUGAAGACAAAUGUAUUGGUUGAAACUGCAUUAGUUGUUAUAGUGCUCCCAUGGUUAGAUUUGUUUGGUCAGCAUUUGUAGAGGUAUUUGUAGUCUGUAUAUAGUGUGUUGUACAUAGCUCAACAUGACAGAGCAAUACUAAAAGGUUUCACGAUGGGUAAUUUUGCUGGGCACAAAAAA